GGAAGGGGAGAAUAAAGGGGAAGAAAGAUCGACCGCAGUAGGGGGUGUCUAGUACAAUCUGAACUGGAACCGCAAGGUGUUCGAACUGGAAGGCUUACGAGCUGGCUUGGUAACCUUUAGGGCCAGGUAACAAAACAUGCGUCUUCAAUGACGAGGAUUAUGUGGUAUCAUCACGGCCAUUGCACGAACCCGUGGUAUAUGAACCUGUCGACCGGCAUUCCCAACCCGGUUCCAUAGCAGCUGAAACACAAAGCGGAACAAAAGUGAGCUACACCACGUGAACGCGAUGGGUGACGUUAUCCACGAGCGGGACAAUAAUGGCACCACCAGCUCUGCAUCCGCUAGGGAUAUCUGCGAGGAGUUCCUCAAGUUGCUGAGCCGCAAAGAAGUUGAGCAGCCUCUGAUAUGCCAAAACCUCUGCCUCUGCGCCCAAUUCUGGCGAUACCAGCACUACCUUCUCCCCCGCUGGGAAUGGGGCAUCACCAAGCUCGUCUGCCUCGACCUCGGCAGCUUCCGCAACACCCAACCCAACGGCGGGCCCUUCCAUCAUCACGACAACCAGAACCAGCAGGAGCCGCAAGAACAGCAACAGCAGCAGCAGAAGCAACAACACACCACAUACGGAAGCACCAUCCGCGACCCCGCCCUCCGCGCCGAGUUCAACACCCGCCCGCUCUCCGCCUGCGACGCCCUGCAGACCAUGCUGCGCCACGCCGCCGCCGUCGAGGUCGCCGCCUCCCUCGCGCUGUGUUCGUCGGGUCGCGGCGUCGAGCACGAGCUCGUCAAGCACUACUUCAAGCGGUUGGAGGGGCUGGCAGAGGAGGGUGAGAAGGAGCAGCAGGGGAAGGCAACGGACAAGGACAAGAAGCUGAGCGAACUGCCGCCUAUGGCGGGGUACGCGGGGAACCGGGAUCUUGUGGACGUGCCCGUGUGGUUUUGGGGUGGGGGGUACACGGCGGAGGAUCGCGAGGCGCUGAAGCGGGCGGCCGGGGUGAUGCGCGUGGCGCAGCUUCCGCCCGUGGAGGUGGUAGGUGGUGAUGUGGAUGAGGUGUGUGAGCUGGUUGAUGGGCGUACGUUGGUGUAUACGGUGGGGUUGGAUGGUGCGGUGUGGAGGGAGGUUCUGCGGCGGUGUGAGCCGGCGGCAGUGAUAGGGGGAGGUUGUGCGUCGGAUUUUGAAAGGUAAGAUGGGUGUUUGUAAGAGAAAGAUGGGGGUGUGGCAUGUUUGUUAAUGUUUUGGGUUCGUAGUGACGACGCCCUCAGGAAUGAUAUCGACACAUUACUCAACGAUUAUCGGGAGUUCAAGCUCGACCAGGCACGGGCACCUCACACGAUAGGGUCAUCACACUUGUACAUUCGGAGGGAUAUCGUCGAAGGGGCAGAAAGGGAGACGAUUGUGCCGCCGUACCCGGUUACCUUUCCACACGAUUAUCCGUACGAACAUAAGAAUUGGUAUCUGGAUCAACUUGAGAAGCACGGGAGUGGAAAGGUGGUCCUUCGUGAAGAGACGACGUUGUGAAGAGGUUGGUUGGGCGGAGGUACUUUCGUUGUUAUUUGAGAUGAUUUUACUAAUUAAUAUACACGACGAUUCAGUGUUUUGAGUCAUUUUAGUGAUUGCGGCAGAAUAAAAUAGUCGAGUGUUUUGGACUCUUCGCUGUGAGUGGGAAGAGGUGAGGUUGAGA
Messenger RNA from Chaetomium fimeti, 1679 nucleotides. RefSeq lists its product as uncharacterized. The coding region runs from base 287 to 1183 and encodes 298 amino acids. Lineage: Eukaryota; Fungi; Ascomycota; Sordariomycetes; Sordariales; Chaetomiaceae. The transcript has 2 exons. The record is from RefSeq and is a predicted model, not a curated record.